Molecule: messenger RNA, 2821 nt
Organism: Benincasa hispida (wax gourd)
Lineage: Eukaryota; Viridiplantae; Streptophyta; Magnoliopsida; Cucurbitales; Cucurbitaceae
Product: 1-deoxy-D-xylulose-5-phosphate synthase 2, chloroplastic-like
Biological process (GO): terpenoid biosynthetic process
Molecular function (GO): 1-deoxy-D-xylulose-5-phosphate synthase activity
Source: RefSeq, a predicted model, not a curated record
CUGCUUCUCUAACAGAAGGAUUAGGAGGAGACCUUGGAACUAAAUCCGUGUCUGACUAGGGUGCUGGUUUGCUCUAGCAGUCAAACUUCCCCGCUGAUAGAUCUCUUCUCCUUUUCUCGGCCUCUGAUGACAUCCUGCCCGGACUAGUCCCCAUGGAAGACCAGAAGACUGCGUGAAGAGGCCAAUCCCUUGAUGCUUUCCUUUUAUUCUUUUUUCUAUAUUACUAAUAAAAACAAUUCCAAAUCAUAUCUCUCAAAUUCCUUUUUUUUUUUCCCUUUUAAAAAACCAGAAAAACUUACCUUUUUAAAGGAAGAAACUUGUGUUGGACUUUAAAUGCAUCUCCUUCUUCCUCUCUUCUUCUGUGUCAUGCAAUAGCCAUACCUAAAUCCCUUCAAUCUCUCUUCUUUCUUCCUCCAAAUUACAUCUCAUUCUACCUCUCUAACUAUGGCAAUGGCUCAGCUUCUCAUCAAACCACCUCAAUCUUUCUCCCCAUUCCUUGAAUCUCCAAGGCCAAUGAUUACAAUCCCAAAACAGUUUCGUUUGAGAGCGUCGUCAACUAAUAGCCCGAAUGAAGAAGCGAGGAAUUUGGUAGGAAAAGAAACAGAUGGAUGGACCAUUGACUACUCCAGCGAAAAACCAGUGACGCCGUUGUUGGACACUGUCAAUUAUCCUAUUCAUAUGAAGAAUCUAUCUUUAGAGGAACUUGAGCAGCUAGCAGCAGAGCUUAGAGCAGAAAUUGUGUUUUCUGUAUCCAAAACUGGAGGUCAUUUAAGUGCAAGCUUAGGUGUUGUCGAGUUGGCCGUGGCACUACAUCAUGUGUUCAAUACCCCAGAGGACAAAAUCAUAUGGGAUGUUGGCCAUCAGGCAUAUCCACACAAAAUUUUGACGGGAAGAAGGUCUAGAAUGCAUACUAUAAGGCAAACUUCAGGACUUGCUGGUUUUCCCAAAAGGGAUGAAAGUGUUCAUGAUGCUUUUGGUGUAGGACAUAGUUCUACAAGCAUAUCAGCUGGUCUUGGCAUGGCAGUUGCAAGAGACCUUUUGGGAAAGAAGAACAGUGUCAUUUCUGUGAUUGGAGAUGGAGCUAUGACAGCAGGUCAAGCAUACGAGGCAAUGAAUAAUGCAGGCUAUCUCGAUACAAACAUGAUUGUUAUUCUAAAUGACAACAAACAAGUCUCAUUGCCAACCGCUACGCUUGAUGGCCCUGCUACUCCUGUUGGAGCUCUUAGUAGUGCCUUAACCAAACUUCAAGCAAGUACACAAUUUCGAAAACUUCGUGAAGCUGCAAAGGUCAUCACAAAACAAAUUGGGGGGCAAGCCCAUGAAGUUGCAGCUAAAGUCGAUGAAUAUGCAAGAGGUUUGAUAAGUGGUUCGGGAUCAACAUUUUUCGAGGAGCUAGGAUUGUACUAUAUAGGUCCAGUGGAUGGACACAAUGUGGGAGAUUUGGUCACCAUUUUUGAUAAGGUGAAAUCAAUGCCAACACCUGGGCCAGUAUUGAUCCAUAUCGUUACAGAAAAAGGGAAGGGCUAUCCUCCAGCAGAAGCAGCUGCAGAUAAAAUGCAUGGAGUAGUCAAGUUUGACCCUAAAACAGGCAAGCAAUUCAAGACAAAAUCCACCACACUUUCAUACACUCAAUACUUUGCUGAAUCGCUCAUAAGUGAAGCCGAACUGGAUGAAAAAAUUGUAGCCAUCCAUGCUGCGAUGGGUGGUGGAACUGGUCUUAACUAUUUCCAAAAGAGGUUCCCAGAACGUUGUUUUGAUGUCGGGAUCGCCGAGCAACAUGCUAUUACAUUUGCAGCUGGUUUAGCAACAGAGGGUAUCAAGCCAUUUUGUGCUAUUUACUCAUCCUUUCUUCAAAGAGGGUUUGAUCAGGUGGUGCAUGAUGUAGACCUUCAGAAACUACCUGUCCGCUUUGCAAUGGAUCGAGCUGGUUUGGUCGGUGCCGAUGGCCCAACACAUUGUGGAGCAUUUGAUAUAACAUACAUGGCUUGUUUGCCGAACAUGAUUGUCAUGGCUCCAUCUGAUGAAGCUGAACUAAUCCACAUGGUUGCAACGGCAGCAGCAAUAGAUGAUAGACCGAGUUGUUUUCGGUUUCCAAGGGGCAAUGGGAUUGGAGUUGAUCUUCCUCUUAACUUUAAAGGAACUCCAAUUGAGAUUGGUAAGGGGAGAAUACUGGUGGAAGGCACUAGAGUUGCUCUAUUGGGGUAUGGUUCAAUAGUUCAACAAUGUGUUGGAGCUUCAGAAUUGUUGAAAACAAGAGGCAUUGCCCCAACAGUGGCAGAUGCUAGAUUUUGCAAACCUUUGGACACUCAACUUAUAAGGCAACUGGCAAAAGAACAUGAAAUUCUGAUUACUGUGGAGGAAGGCUCCAUUGGAGGCUUUGGUUCUCAUGUAUCCUAUUUCCUUAGCUUAACUGGAAUUUUAGAUGAGCAUCGUCUCAAGCUGAGAAGUAUGGUUCUUCCCGAUCGAUACAUUGACCAUGGAUCGCCACGAGACCAAAUCGAAGAAGCAGGACUAUCAUCUAAACACAUAGCUGCAACAAUCCUAACUCUUUUGGGCAGAUCUAAAGAAGCUCUUUCAUUCCAAGUUUCUACACCUAUGAAGUGAAGUUCUAAGUAGGAAGCUAUAUAUGUAUCUACAAAAUCAUAUGGAUAUGUUAUUCAUAUGAAGCAAGAGAACUUUUAUCGGGAUCCAGAUGUUAGUACUAGUGAGAUAGGAAAAAUUGUCAUGGAUGACACUGUAUGGAACUCAUCAAUGAUAAUAUAAACCUAGGAUCCUGAUUAGGUGAAUAAUUUCCAACACAGAACAAAAGAAUUUUAAAUCA